GGUCACGUGACAGCCCCCUGCGCGCCCCUGUGUGCUCGUGCGCUCAGCAGAUCCUCGAACCUGCACCAUUGAAGCGCUUCGUCCGCAUUUCCAGUCAACAGAGCCGCCAGAAACAACCGUGAAACGCCAUUUAUUUACCUCCAGCGGAGAUGGAGCGGGUGGAGGCCGAGUUCUGCAGCAUGGAGAACCCGCUGGUCGGGGAAAUGAAGCGCUUCUGCAGGAACAUCACUGAAGCCUGCAAUGAGCUGAAGGAGGAGCUGACGCCGUACAGGAAUGAGCGAUUCUACAGAUUGGCCCCGAUGCGUCUCUACACUCUCUCCAAGAGACACUUCGUGCUGGUGUUUGUGGUCUUCUUCUUCUGCUUCGGCCUCUCCACCCUCAUCGGUUUGUCAGGACCAAAGAUCAUAAGUGAGAAUCAUUACAACGGGCUGAGCGUCAGCCCCAACGGCUCCAAGAUCGGCCCGUUUGCCUUCUCAUCUCCGCCGCUGUCCAACUAUAACCAGCAGCUGUGGCUCACGUGCAUCAUUGAGCUUCAGAACAACAUUGUAGAUCUGAGCUGGCGGGAGUUCGGGAUGAAUGUGGAGCUGCAGGGUGUGGUGCAGGACACCAGUGUGAUGCGCAUCAGUGACAACGUGCACAACAGGAACAGAAGCCUGCACUGCUCCGCUCAUCAGCAGGCGUGUGAUGAGAUCAUCGUCCUGCAUCUGGGUUAUCUGAACUACACUCAGUACAAGAUCAACGUCAGCUUCAGGAAUCUGCAGGACGACCUCAAGGACAACAUCAAGAAUGUGACUUUUGUGUUUAAGAUGUACCAGGACACCUUCUCUCAGAUGGAGAUCUGGUUCCGCUUUGUGUUUGUGGUGAUGACCUUUAUAGUCACUUGUAUGUUUGCGCACUCUCUGAGGAAGUUCUCCAUGAGGGAUUGGGGAAUCGAGCAGAAGUGGAUGUCCAUCCUCUUGCCGCUGCUGCUGCUCUACAAUGACCCGUUCUUCCCGCUGUCGUUCCUGGUCAACAGCUGGUUUCCAGGAACUCUGGAUGCAUUUCUCCAGGCUGUGUUUCUGUGCGCGCUGCUGCUGUUCUGGCUGUGUGUUUACCACGGUAUCAGAGUUCAGGGUGAGAGGCGGUUUCUGACUUUUUACCUGCCCAAGCUGCUGAUGGUGGGCCUGCUGUGGUUAUCAGCCGUAACGCUGGGAAUCUGGCAGACGGUGAAUGAGCUGCAGGAUCCUACAUAUCAGUAUAAAGUGGACAUCCAGAACUUCCAGGGCAUGAAGAUCUUCUUCCUGCUGGUGGUGUGUGUGUAUGUGCUGUAUCUGGUGUUUCUGGUGGUCCGCGCCUGCUCAGAGCUGAAGAAUAUGCCAUAUUCAGAUCUGAGGCUCAAGUUCCUGACGGCACUGACACUGGUGGUGCUGGUGAUCAGUGUGAUCAUCCUCUACCUGCGGUUCGGCUCCAAGGCGCUACAAGACAACUUCGUAGCUGAACUGUCAACUCACUACCAGAACUCAGCCGAGUUUCUCUCCUUCUACGGUCUGCUGAACUUCUAUCUCUACACACUAGCGUUCGUUUACUCGCCCUCCAAAAACGCUCUUUACGAUUCACAGCUGAAGGACAAUCCUGCGUUCUCCAUGCUCAAUGACUCUGAUGAUGAAGUGAUUUAUGGGAGCGAUUAUGAAGAAAUGCCUCUUCAAAACGGACGCGCCAUCAAAGCCACGGCCAAAUACCAGGACGAGAGCGACAGCGACUGAAGCCGUGUCUUAAACUGAGUGUAAAUAUACAGGCCAGAAGUCUAUUUUUAAAGCUGUGGUGUUGAAUGUAACUCCUGAUGUGGAUCUGACAGUAGGAAAGCCACAGAUCUGAUGGAGAAAAAUCCAAACACUGUUCAGGUGAAUGCGCACAACCAACAUUUCAGGUUAUAUUCCAGCUCAAAGCACUUCAUAUUUGGAGGAAAGAUAUUAUAUAUGUUUUGUUCUGUCACAUUUACAUCAUGAAAUGAACAUAUUUAUAAGUGAUAUCUGCAUGCAUUACAUUUAGGAUUAUAAAUUAUACAUUUAUUUUGUAAUAUAACAAUGAAUGCACAUAUUAAAACUAUUUAGUUGUAGAUUUUACUGCACUUUAAAAGAAAUGUAAUGUAACGGCUCCAUAAAACGAAAAAAGCAUGCACAUAAUUUAUUUUAUAUAUUAAAUAUUUUAUUUUAAUAAAUCAAAUGUAUUAUAAAUUGAAUUAUAAAUUACUACAUAAUAAGAUAUUAUAAAAAACAGAGUAAUAAUAAUAAUAAUAAAUACUUGAAAUAAUCAUAGAUAUAUUCUCUGUAUUGAGCUUUUGGGCUGAAAUAUAACCUUCAUAUCUCUUGCCAGCAUUCACUUGAUAUUUCCUUAAUAUUUUCUGCCAUCAGGCUAGAGUCGAGGAGGGUUUUGUGCAUAUAUUUCAAUAUUUCCAGGCUCAUUUGAGCUGUUUAUUUGCCAAUAUUGAGAUCCGCUGUGCUCAUGUGAGUUCUCUUUUGUACUUCUGUUUGUUUUCCACUUUAUUUUGUACAGUUUUCCACUCCUUGCUCACAUUCCUCCGGCGAUUUCUUCGAUUGUUGUGCCUGUAGACAUGUUUCCUCUUGUGUAUUUAUUCUUUUGUGGGUCAGGAUGUGUUGAAUGAAGCUGUGGUGUGUUUGUGUUGAAGCGAGUCCUGGAGUGUGAGACGCAGAUCGGUGGGUUUGUGGAAGCGCUGCUCCAUUAGUGUUGAUCAGUUCUGGGUUUUGUGCCUUUCCACAUGUUCAUCAUCUUACAGGAGCCGCUGUGGAGGAAACCCUCAAUAAAACACACACAGCUGCUUUUAGAA
Molecule: messenger RNA, 2824 nt
Organism: Danio rerio (zebrafish)
Lineage: Eukaryota; Metazoa; Chordata; Actinopteri; Cypriniformes; Danionidae
Source: RefSeq, a predicted model, not a curated record